GUGUAUCAAUACAUGCAUGAAACCAUAACUGUUAAUGGCUGCCCCGAAUUCCGAGCCAGGGCCACUGCAAAGGCAACAGUUGCUGCUUUUGCUGCAAGCGAAGGCCAUUCACACCCGCGAGUGGUGGAGCUGCCAAAGACUGAUGAAGGCCUGGGCUUUAAUGUCAUGGGAGGAAAGGAACAAAAUUCACCUAUUUAUAUUUCUCGCAUCAUUCCUGGAGGAGUGGCAGAAAGGCAUGGAGGGCUCAAACGGGGGGACCAGCUGCUUUCGGUUAAUGGAGUGAGCGUGGAAGGAGAACACCACGAGAAGGCGGUGGAGCUGCUGAAGGCGGCCAAGGACAGCGUCAAGCUGGUGGUACGCUACACUCCCAAGGUGCUGGAGGAGAUGGAGGCUCGCUUCGAAAAACUGAGAACAGCCCGGCGCCGGCAACAGCAGCAAUUGCUCAUUCAGCAGCAGCAACAGCAGCAAACUACACAGCAAAACCAUAUGUCGUUGUUCUCAAGGAAAAAAAAGCCUCAAUCAAGAGUUCAGUAA
This is a messenger RNA of Egretta garzetta (little egret), 534 nucleotides long. It is a transcript of the gene LIN7A, whose product is annotated as lin-7 homolog A, crumbs cell polarity complex component. Gene Ontology annotation, cellular component: synapse; cell-cell junction; MPP7-DLG1-LIN7 complex. Gene Ontology annotation, biological process: neurotransmitter secretion; protein localization to basolateral plasma membrane; maintenance of epithelial cell apical/basal polarity. Gene Ontology annotation, molecular function: L27 domain binding. Lineage: Eukaryota; Metazoa; Chordata; Aves; Pelecaniformes; Ardeidae. The transcript has 4 exons. The record is from RefSeq and is a predicted model, not a curated record. Bases 13 to 534 code for a protein of 173 amino acids.